AUGACAGAGAAAAGUACAGCGCAAGCGGGCGCAGUCCCCGACAAUUCGCCCAGAAAUGGGACAACUGAGAAGCUGAACUAUAACGCGAAUGAGGCCGAUGUCACUGGGCAGGAGUCAGGCGUCAAGAACAACUCGCAGACCUCGCCAUCAUCCAAACCUGAAAACGCUGCUGUGGGGGGUCACUCCAGUCCCAAGAAGCGUCGCAAAGUUAAUCACGCAUGCGUUUACUGUCGGCGAUCGCAUAUGACUUGUGAUUCGGAACGCCCGUGCACUCGUUGUAUAAAGCGCAAUAUUGGCCACUUAUGCCACGACGAGCCCAGGGAACAUUCGAAGCGGUCACGAAGUGAACACGACCAUUCAGUUCCGGACGACGAGGCUUCCUCGAACAAUGAGUUUUCGAACGUCCAAGGUAUGCCUAGAAAUGUCGAUGUUCAAGAUGCUGCCGGUCAGCAAAUCCUUGCCGAUGGGACCAUCGGACUCCCGCCUUCGUCUGUGAACCCUGUGCAGCAUGGGGAUAUUUCUUCAUCCCCGGGCCAGGGUCUCGGUGGUAACUCCCAACAAAUGCUUGGUUACAAUGAAUGGCUUGGGGGACAGAGUCAAUUUCAGGAUAUGCACAACUUCCACCCCUCGUAUAUGUUCAACGCACCCGAAGUUACGAACGAGUAUAACUUGCUCGGUGAUUUUCUCAGCAAUAGCUUGCUUGACGAUGGCAAUAUGUUUCAGAAUGAUGGCAUGCAUGGGAUCUAUUCUGAUCCGACAUUGAUCAACUCCAUGGCCACCUUAGGUGGGCCCAAUGCAUCUCUCCUUCCGCCAUCGCAGCUCCCACCACCAGCACAGAGCCAUCCGACUCAGAAUGACGCCAUACAACAGCAGAACUCCACGGUGGUAAAUGACAAGGCCAGGGAGACAUAUUACAUGACGGCAGCAGAUCCUUCGGGGUCUGAUCCACCAGAAGAGCGGAUGAACAAGCUUCUCAAGGCAAAGUAUGACGCUGGCUUGUUGAAACCAUUCAACUAUGUCAAGGGUUAUGCAAGAUUGAAUCAAUAUAUGGAGAAACACAUGCAGCAGGCAUCACGGCAGAAGAUCCUUCGACAGCUAGACAAAUUCCGACCGAAAUUCCGCGAGCGCAUGCAGAGCUUGACCGAUAUCGAGCUUAUCCUCGUGGAAAUGUGGUUUGAACGGAGUCUGAUGGAAUAUGACCGUGUCUUUGCCAGUAUGGCCAUUCCCGCUUGCUGCUGGAGACGAACCGGAGAAAUAUUUCGAGGAAACAAAGAGAUGGCAGAGUUGAUUGGGGUUCCGAUAGAAAGUCUACGAGAUGGAAAGCUUGCCAUUCAUGAGAUAAUUGUGGAAGAUCAGCUCGUGAGCUACUGGGAGAAGUUCGGCGCUAUUGCUUUCGACAGCACUCAAAAAGCGAUGCUUACCAGCUGCACAUUGAAAAACCCAAAUUCAAACUCUCCAGGGGAGGGAAUUAACUGCUGUUUUUCAUUCACGAUUCGACGAGACACACAUAACAUUCCGUCACUCAUUAUCGGAAACUUUCUUCCAUCACAACGCAAGAACAAGUGA
Molecule: messenger RNA, 1566 nt
Organism: Aspergillus wentii DTO 134E9
Lineage: Eukaryota; Fungi; Ascomycota; Eurotiomycetes; Eurotiales; Aspergillaceae
Gene: acuM
Product: gluconeogenesis transcription factor RDS2
Exons: 7
Coding region: 1-1566 (521 amino acids)
Biological process (GO): regulation of DNA-templated transcription
Cellular component (GO): nucleus
Molecular function (GO): DNA-binding transcription factor activity, RNA polymerase II-specific; RNA polymerase II transcription regulatory region sequence-specific DNA binding; zinc ion binding
Source: RefSeq, a predicted model, not a curated record